Messenger RNA from Miniopterus natalensis, 1769 nucleotides. The record is from RefSeq and is a predicted model, not a curated record. NCBI's taxonomy places the organism in Eukaryota, Metazoa, Chordata, Mammalia, Chiroptera, Miniopteridae.
UUAUUUAGAAAAUCACACAGGGAGAAGUAAUGGGCUUACUUCUUUGCCAAGCGAUGGAGGCAAAGGAAGGGCCUUUGGAGCUUAGAAGUGAGGACGGAAAAAGGUACUUCUCUCACUUCUACAUCAUCUCAGUGCUGUGGAAUGGCUUCCUGCUUUGGUGCCUUACUCAAUCUCUGUUCCUGGGAGUGCCUUUUCCAAACUGGCUGUACACUUUACUCCGAAUUCUUGGGGCCACUCAGUUCCGAGGGGGUGAGCUGGCGCUGUCGGCUUUCUUAGUUCUAGCAUCUGUGUGGCUCCACAGCUGGCGGAGGCUCUUCGAGUGCCUCUACGUGAGCGUCUUUUCCGAUGCCACCAUUCACACCGUGCAGUACUGCUUUGGACUGGUCUACUAUGUCCUCCUCGGCCUAACUGUGCUAGCCCAGGUGCCGAUGGACGGCAGCAAUGUCUACGUGGUAGGGAAAAAUCUCUUGAUGCAAACUCGGUGGUUCCAUAUCCUCGGAAUGAUGAUGUUCAUCUGGUCAUCGGUCCAUCAGUAUAAGUGCCACGUCAUUCUUGGCAAUCUCAGGAAAAAUAAAGCAGGAGUGGUUAUUCACUGCAACCACCGAAUCCCUUUUGGAGACUGGUUUGAAUAUGUUUCCUCCCCUAACUACUUGGCAGAGCUGAUGAUCUACAUCUCCAUGGCUGUCACCUUAGGAUUCCAUAACGUGACCUGGUGGCUAGUGGUAACAUACGUCUUCUUUAGCCAGGCCCUGUCUGCUUUCUUCAGCCACAAGUUUUACAAAAGCAAAUUUUCAUCCUACCCGAAGCAUAGGAAAGCUUUUCUACCGUUUCUGUUCUAAGACAACCUCAGUCACGAAGAAUGCCGACCAGGUGACAGGUCCAAUUCUCAGGACAAGGACGUCUAGAGACCAAAGUGCAGGUUCUGCAGAACUGUUAGAAACUCUCUAUAUUUAUACCCAAAGUCUUCACUGAAUAGGCCAGAUGAUACCCCUCAAGAAAAUGAAACUUCAAAGAACUACUUCUGGCAGAACAGGGAGUGCUGUGUCUGCUUUCUGAGAUGCUUUGUAAAACCAACCACCUGCUAAAAACUGGAUGCGACUUCUCUAAGCUGCUUCAAAGCAAAGUAACCCAGAAUAUGCACAUAGCUCCAAACACAUACAUACACAGAGGAAGAGAUUAGAUCAUCUGUGGCUUUUGUGAGGGACAAAUUAACUGGAUAUCAUAAUAAGCAAUAUAGUAGAUGCUCAGUAAUUGCUUGUUGCAUUUCAAUAAAAGCAGAAUAGCUUUUGAAAAUAACUAUAUAAUUUCACACCAAAAGAUUCAGGGAAUAACGAGUUUGUUGGAGUUAAUUUAUACUUUCACAUUUGCCACAAAGUUUCUAGUUAUGGAACCAUCACUAGUCAUUUCCACUCAUCUCUCCCUCAAAUCAUAACCCAAGGGGAAGUUUGAAACCUCUUUUAUGUAAUACUUUUUGACAUCCCUUUCGAGGAGUACCUUAAAACUGAAAGCGUCUGAAAGUGAAAUAUUUUUGUAUUCAUGCGUCAGAAGCUCUAUGAAUAGAACUGACUUACACUCUGGAUUAAGAUGGUACUGUAGCCUCAUUCAUAUGUAAUUAUUCAAAUUGGAUUAAUGUCUGCCUGCAUUCAUUUUAAUUAAUAGAAUGAAUCUGAAGCUACUGUGGAAUAAAGUUUACACUUAAAAUAGCUUAUGUAAAAAUGCCUAUGGUUAAAUCAAAGGGAAAUAAAGAAAAACAUAAACUUGAAAAAUGA